AUGAAAAUUUUCGCCGCUGCAAUUUUGAUAUUGUGUGUGGUAAUUGAUCAAAAAGCCACGGUACAAGGAGGAUUGUUCGAUAUAUUUAGAGGAAAAGAUAAAACACCAGAUGAAGCAUCUGGUGAAGGAUCAGGUGGAUUUUCAGGAGGACUAUCGGGUAAUAUAAAAUUGCCAGGGAACAUUUUAUCAGAAUGUAGUGUUGGAGGGAAUGUAAAUGGCAACAUUGGAGCUUCAACAUCUGGAGGGAUACAGGGAGGUGUCAAUGCAGGGGUUAAUUUGCCAUCUUGUGACUGCAUCAGAAAAUUUGAUACCCAAGGGUCCGUAGGCGGUGGAGGAUCUGCUGGUUUUGGUGGUUUCAGAGUUAGUGGUGGAGCUAAUUUUGGUGGAAGUCUUGCAAUGCCGGGGGUGAAUUGCGUUGAAACUGAUAAUCCGCCUGAAGAAAAACCUAAUGAAGAACAAGAUCCUUCAGAAGAGCAAGAGUCUUCUGAAGACGAAAAUUCGCCUGAAGAAGAAUCUUCUAAAGAAGAAGAAGAAGAAGAAGAAUCUUCUGAAGAAGAAGAAGAAGAAGAAGAAGAAGAAGAAGAAGAAGAAGAAGAAGUUGAUGUUACAACUUUACCUCUUUGCGCAGAUUUACGUCAACAAGACCUCCAAGGAUCUUUAGGAGGUACAGAUACGUCUAAUAAAGUCGCUCCAGGAAACCGCAAUAAAGACAAUGUUUUUGAGAAAAUUUCCGUAAUUAUCCCAGGAGUUAAUUGCUAUGAGCCAGAGCCUCCAGAAGAAGAAUUUGAAGAAUCAACAGAAGCACCUGAAAAGUCAGAAGAGUAUGAAGAAUCAACUGAAGCCCCUGAAGAAUCGGAAGAGUCUGAAGAAUCAACAGAAGCACCUGAAGAGUCAGAAGAGUCUGAAGAAUCAACGGAAGCACCUGAAAAAGCACCGGGAACAAAUUCUUACUGUUAUCGAAUAGAUAUAGAUAGAGAUGUAAUAUUGUCACCCACAAAUAAUUUCUUAACGGUUUCUCCAGUCGGAAACGUUGAUGCACCUGCUGAAUUCUAUCAAACAAUGAACAUGAGCAAUGCACUUCAAUUUUACAGUGCUACAAUCAACUUAGAAAAAAAACUUAUCUAUGAAUCAAAACCUGAAAAAAAAAUGACAAAUGCUUGCGAUGAUUCAUAUCCGGAAGGAUCAAUUGAAGCCAAUAUUUGGAAAAUUAUCAAUUUAGAAGUCAUGGCCGGUGAAGGAUGUCCUGUAGAGAAAGGAAGCGGUUACACGUUCCCACAAUGGCUUAGAGGAACGGAGCUUAUGUUUGAUGAGCCAUUGGAUUACGGAAAUUACUCGUUAGAAACGGAUUUCGAUACACCUCAAGGUGCCUGGGCGUUGACACUGAUCUUUUAUUUUGUAGUAGAUGAAAAUUCUGUAUGCACUGGUGGAGAAAAUUUUAAAGAAUCAACGGAAGCACCUGAAGAAUCAGAAGAGUCUGAAGAAUCAACUGAAGCACCUGAAGUGUCAGAAGAGUCUGAGGAAUCAACGGAAGCACCUGAAGAAUCAGAAGAGUCCGAAGAAUCAACUGAAGCACCUGAAGUGUCAGAAGAGUCUGAGGAAUCAACAAAAGCACCUGAAGAAUCAGAAGAGUCCGAAGAAUCAACUGAAGCACCUGAAGAGUCAGAAAAGUCUGAAGAAUCAACAAAAGCACCUGAAGAAUUAGAAGAGUCUGAAGAAGAAUCAGAGCAAUGUUAUGUAGUCGAUAUGGAUGUCCAAGUAGUAAAAAUACCAAUUUUCAUGGAUGUUCUAAACAAGCCUAUGGACAAGGAUAACGCUUUUAAAAUUAACGGAGUUGGUAUGAAAGUUGAUGGUGAGUUUAUUUAUGAAUCAAUAUCUGAAGAAAUGACAAAUGCCUGCGAAGAUUCAUAUCCGGAGGGAUCUUUCCAAGCUAAUAUUUGGCAUAUGUUCAAUUUGGGAAUUCUAAAAGGCCAAGGAUGUCCUGUCGAAGGAGGAAGAAUUGACACGUUCCCUAAGAAGCUGGAUGAUGUGCAGCUCAAGAUAAACAAGCGAUUAGAACCUGGUGAUUACACUGCGAACCUAGACUUGGCAGCACCUGAUGGGACUUGGGCUGGAGCUAUUUACUUCUACUUUAAGUUAGAUGGUCCUUCUGAUUGUAGAGAGGAAGAAAAACCUCAAGAACCAAUGGAACCAGUUAAAGAUGACGGAUUAGAGGAGUCCGAAGAAUCAACUGAAGCACCUGAAGAGUCAGAAGAGUCUGAAGAAUUAACGGAAGCACCUGAAAAAGCACCGGGAACAAAUUCUUACUGUUAUCGAAUAGAUAUAGAUAGAGAUGUAAUAUUCUCACCCACAAAUAAUUUCUUAACGGUUUCUCCAGUCGGAAACGUUGAUGCACCUGCUGAAUUCUAUCAAACAAUGAACAUGAGCAAUGCACUUCAAUUUUACAGUGCUACAAUCAACUUAGAAAAAAAACUUAUCUAUGAAUCAAAACCUGAAAAAAAAAUGACAAAUGCUUGCGAUGAUUCAUAUCCGGAAGGAUCAAUUGAAGCCAAUAUUUGGAAAAUUAUCAAUUUAGAAGUCAUGGCCGGUGAAGGAUGUCCUGUAGAGAAAGGAAGCGGUUACACGUUCCCACAAUGGCUCAGAGGAAUAGAGGUCACGUUUAAUGAACCAUUGGAUUACGGCAAUUACUCGUUAGAAACGGAUUUCGAUACACCUCAAGGUGCCUGGGCGUUGAAACUGAUCUUUUAUUUUGUAGUAGAUGAAAAUUCUGUAUGCACUGGUGAAGAAAAUUUUAAUGAAUCAACGGAAGCACCUGAAGAAUCAGAAGAGUCUGAAGAAUCAACUGAAGCACCUGAAGAGUCAGAAGAGUCUGAAGAAUCAACAGAAGCACCUGAAGAGUCAAAAGAGUCUGAAGAAUCAACGGAAGCACCUGAAGAAGCACCGGGAACAAAUUCUUACUGUUAUCGAGUAGAUAUAGAUAGAGAUGUAAUAAUGUCACCCACAAAUAAUUUCUUAACGGUUUCUCCAGUCGGAAACGCUGAUGCACCUGCUGAAUUCUAUCAAACAAUGAACAUGAGCAAUGCACUUCAAUUUUACAGUGCUACAAUCAACUUAGAAAAAAAACUUAUCUAUGAAUCAAAACCUGAAAAAAAAAUGACAAAUGCUUGCGAUGAUUCAUAUCCAGAAGGAUCAAUUGAAGCCAAUAUUUGGAAAAUUAUUAAUUUAGAAGUCAUGGCCGGUGAAGGAUGUCCUGUAGAGAAAGGAAGCGGUUACACGUUCCCACAAUGGCUUAGAGGAACGGAGCUUAUGUUUGAUGAGCCAUUGGAGUAUGGAAAUUACACCUUGCUAGUGGAUUUCGAUACACCUCAAGGUGCCUGGGCGUUGAAACUGGAGUUUGAGUUUGUAGUAGACGAAAAUUCUGAGUGCACUGAGAGCGAAAGUUCUGACGAAUCAACAGAAGCACUUGAAGAAUUAGAAGAGUCCGAAGAAUCAACGGAAGCACCUGAAGAGUCAGAAGAGUCUGAAGAAGAAUCAGAGCAAUGUUAUAUAAUCGAUAUGGAUGUCCAAGUAGUAAAAAUACCAAUUUUCAUGGGUGUUCUAAACAAACCUAUGGACAAGGAUAACGCUUUUAAAAUUAACGGAGCUGAUAUGAAAGUUGAUGGUGGGUUCAUUUAUGAAUCAAUAUCUGAAGAAAUGACAAAUGCCUGCGAAGAUUCAUAUCCCGAGGGAUCUUUCCAAGCUAAUAUUUGGCAUAUGUUUAAUUUGGGAAUUCUAAAAGGCCAAGGAUGUCCUGUCGAAGGAGGAAGCAUUAAGACGUUCCCUAAGAAACUGGAUGAUGUGCAGAUCAAGAUAAACAGACGAUUAGAACCUGGUGAUUACACUGCGCACCUAGACUUGGCAGCACCUGAUGGGACUUGGGCUGGAGCUAUUUACUUCUACUUUAAGUUAGAUAGUCCUUCUGAGUGUAGAGAGGAAGAAGAACCUCAAGAACCAAUAUUUUAG
This is a messenger RNA of Cotesia congregata, 3999 nucleotides long. The record is from the annotation of a GenBank genome assembly. NCBI's taxonomy places the organism in Eukaryota, Metazoa, Arthropoda, Insecta, Hymenoptera, Braconidae.